GGUUGGCUCGGUGGGGGUUGCGGGGGGGUGUCGCGGAUUGGUAGCGGCCGCGAGCUCUGCUGUGUGGAACGCGCCGGGUCCCGGAGCCGGCUGCCUGAGGGAUGGACGAAACGAGCCCACUAGUGUCCCCGGAGCGGACCCUUGCCCGGGACUUCACCUUCCCGUCGGGCUCGGGAGCUCACUUUCCGCAGGUACCCGGGGGCGCGGUCCGAGUGGCAGGGGCUGCAGGCUCAGUCCCCUCUCCCCCGAGCUCGCCGGGCCACGACCGGGAGCGGCAGCCACUGCUGGAUCGGGCCCGGGGCGCGGCGGCCCAAGGCCAGACUCAUACCGUGGCGGCGCAGGCCCAAGCCCUGGCCGCCCAGGCCGCGGCGGCGGCGCAUGCCGCGCAGGCCCACCGUGAGCGGAACGAGUUCCCGGAGGACCCUGAGUUCGAGACCGUGGUGCGUCAGGCGGAGCUGGCCAUGGAGCGGGGCAUCUUUCCUGAGCGCAUCUACCAAGGCUCCAGCGGAAGCUACUUCGUCAAGGACCUUCAAGGGAAGAUCAUUGCUGUCUUCAAACCCAAGAAUGAAGAGCCAUAUGGACAGCUUAAUCCUAAGUGGACCAAGUGGCUGCAGAAGCUGUGUUGUCCCUGUUGCUUUGGUCGUGACUGCCUUGUUCUCAAUCAGGGUUAUCUCUCAGAGGCAGGGGCCAGCCUGGUGGACCAAAAACUGGAACUCAACAUUGUACCCCGUACAAAGGUAGUAUACCUAGCCAGUGAGACCUUCAAUUAUAGUGCCAUUGAUCGAGUGAAGUCCAGGGGAAAGCGGCUUGCACUAGAGAAAGUGCCAAAAGUUGGGCAACGUUUCAACCGCAUCGGUCUACCACCAAAGGUUGGUUCAUUCCAACUCUUUGUUGAAAGCUACAAAGAUGCAGACUACUGGCUACGGCGUUUUGAAGCAGAACCUCUCCCUGAGAACACUAACCGGCAAUUACUGCUGCAGUUUGAGCGGUUGGUAGUACUGGAUUACAUCAUCCGCAACACUGAUCGAGGCAAUGACAACUGGCUGAUUAAAUAUGACUGUCCGAUGGAUAGUUCCAGCUCUCGGGACACUGACUGGGUGGUGGUGAAGGAGCCUGUUAUCAAGGUGGCUGCCAUAGAUAAUGGGCUGGCUUUCCCGCUGAAGCAUCCUGACUCCUGGAGGGCAUAUCCUUUUUACUGGGCCUGGUUGCCCCAGGCAAAAGUACCAUUCUCUCAGGAGAUCAAAGAUCUGAUUCUUCCAAAGAUAUCAGACCCUAACUUCGUCAAGGACUUGGAGGAGGACCUAUAUGAACUCUUCAAGAAAGAUCCUGGUUUUGACAGGGGCCAGUUCCAUAAGCAGAUUGCUGUUAUGCGAGGACAGAUCCUAAAUCUGACCCAGGCCCUGAAAGACAACAAGAGUCCCCUGCACCUCGUCCAGAUGCCACCUGUGAUUGUUGAGACGGCCCGUUCCCACCAGCGGUCUACUAGCGAGUCCUACACACAGAGCUUUCAAAGUCGGAAGCCCUUCUUUUCAUGGUGGUAGCCUGAGAGGCAGGCAAAGAAAAUAUCGUCUGAGACUGGUGGGAAGAAGCCUGGAGAGUGGGGUGCAAGAAAUGCCAGAGAGUAGGGCCAUUAAGAGCUCUUUCUCUCUGCUCACCACCCCCUCAGGGCUUUCCCACCCACAGGGAGAAGCACAAUCAGGGACAUUGAGUGCUCCUGGGCCCUUCUCAGUGCAGGAGGGAGUGAGAGCAUCUCCCUUCCAGCAUCUCCUGGUGGCAGGCUGGGAAAGUCCCUUCCCUUCCUGACACCCUGCUCUGUUGCAAUUCCCUAUUAUAUUCUGCAUCAGAAAACAAACAAACAAACAAAUCUUAAUGCUUGUAGCAGAACCCCAGGUCCUCUCAUGUCAGAAACUUUUAAUCCAGGCCUAAAUUUGCAUAGACCCAGAUAUUUGGGUGCCUUCCAGUUGCUCACUUCCAUGAACCAAGGCUGUGAUUUGCAGUGCUGGGACAGACAGAAGCCACACCUUUCCUUUGGGAUUUUUGCCAAGCCUUCUUCCCCUUCUCCUCCCAUCAGAGCUGUAGGCUGGCCACAAGCUUCCACACAGUUCUCAUGGCAGGGAGGCUUUUGCUCUAUACCUCUCAGCAGUUCUGUACAUGAUCAUACAGAACCUCUGUGCUCUCUGCCCUGUUGCAGUUUGCCUGUCACUGAAGCAGAGAGAGGAGGAGCGAGUCUUAGCAUUUAUAUUUCAAUAGGAAAUUGACUCCCAGCAUGUAAAAGUGAUCCACAUGGCCUAAGUUUAUGCCAGGAGCUAUAACUUGCUUCCUGAGUUCUUGGUCCAGUCCUCUAAUUUGUUCCUAUUGUUUUAAAUAUUUUUUUUUUCCCAACUCUCUUAACUUAGGAGUUCAGUUCAGGUUCUAGAGUUGGUCUCUGUGAGGGAUCUGGAGUAAGCUUGGCUCAGAAGAGGACAGGAUAAGAAGUCUUUGGACUUCUUUAUAUGCUACCACUGCUGCUUGGUGGCAAUAGGAUGUGUAUCCUGCCUCCUACUUGACGGCUUCCCUUUACUCCCCGACUUCUUGUUCUUAGCCGGUUUCUCCAUGGCUUCUUGAGAAAGAUAGGGCCCAAAGGAGACAGGCUGUCCCUCAGUGCCUGCCCAGUUCAGUGUGCAUCGUCUCGCUUCCGUUUGUCUUUCCCCUCAGCUUUUCCCCUUGCUAGGUAUUCAAGCCCUUUCUACACCAAAGCAAAGAAUGGCCUCAGGAGGGAGUAAAAAGGGUGCCAUAUGUGGCUAAGGGACCGCUGUGUUCACGCCUUAUGCUACUGGAUACUUAAAGGUUCUGGCACCUUGCGAUUGGUCAAUCAGCCUUGGAAAGAAACUAUCGUGAAGGUCUGACAAACAACCAAAGAAAGGGUGUGAGGACUGUGGCUGUGGGUCUUCUGCUUGCCUGGCUCCUGCUGUCCAAGAGGCAGAACAGAGAUGUGCAGCCCUUUUGUCAACUGGCCAGGUUGGUCCCCUUCUGGUCCAGCUGUUUGGAGCCAGCUUGUUUUGGGCUUCCACCCACCUGACAGGAGGAAUCUCUGAGAGCUGGAUGUGUAAGUCCUGUGGGCAAAGGCACAGCUCUCCCACCUGCGCCAGCCCUGACAAUCCCAUCCAGCUGACUUGGACUCUGGCUUUGGGAACCAUGUUUGAGAAUACACGGCUCCUGACUGCAGGAGCCAGAAGGGGACGCACGUGUGUGUAGCUUCACACAGACUUGUUGGUAAAGCUCCCUGCCUGGUAUUCAGGAGAGCCUGAGGAGUCUAAAGAGGAGCCUGGCUGCCUCACCCACUACGCCAAAUCUGCACAUUGUCCUGAUCCAGACCAGCUCUGUAAUCAGAAGGUAAAUUGGGUCCAAUGAAGAGGGAGCUGGUCCUGGGCCCUGGGGGCUAGAGUUCAGGGCAUCCUUUCCUGGCCUGUCUCUACUGUCUCUCAAAACCUGCCUGUGCUCAGGUUGCCUUGAAUGUAGACUUUGGGAGUGCCAGGAACUCAUGGAACGGCUGUCCCUCUGCCAGCCACAGGCCCUGUCCCUGGCAUCAGGGAAUAGCGGCUGGGCUGUGAGCGUGCUGCUGCCCUCUGUGUUGUCCUAAUGCACUGUAGAAAUUGUACGUAAUGUAUUUAAAUCAAUGCAAAUGUAUGAAUAACAAAUCCAAUUCUGACCCUU
Messenger RNA from Otolemur garnettii (small-eared galago), 3693 nucleotides. RefSeq names its product phosphatidylinositol 4-kinase type 2 alpha (gene PI4K2A). The transcript is spliced from 9 exons. Gene Ontology annotation, biological process: endosome organization; Golgi organization; phosphatidylinositol phosphate biosynthetic process. Gene Ontology annotation, molecular function: 1-phosphatidylinositol 4-kinase activity. Lineage: Eukaryota; Metazoa; Chordata; Mammalia; Primates; Galagidae. The record is from RefSeq and is a predicted model, not a curated record. Gene Ontology annotation, cellular component: plasma membrane; trans-Golgi network; lysosomal membrane. Bases 102 to 1541 code for a protein of 479 amino acids.